Monascus purpureus is the source of this 282-nucleotide messenger RNA. The record is from the annotation of a GenBank genome assembly. NCBI's taxonomy places the organism in Eukaryota, Fungi, Ascomycota, Eurotiomycetes, Eurotiales, Aspergillaceae.
AUGAAAUUUAGUGCACUCCUCUUCUGCACUGGCUUAAUCGCCUCUGUAAUUGCGGGCCCGGUUCCCAACGGUAGGAGGGAUGGCGAGAUUGUUGGAUACUUUAAUUCCAAAUCCUACCAUGAAGAGGCAGAAAAGGCCAAAAGAGAUGGUGAAAUGGUUGGAUAUAUUGAUUCCAAGUCUUACCGUGAGGAAGAUGCGGCAAAGCUCAAGAGGGACACUGAAAUGGUUGGAUACAUUGGCUCCAAGGCUUACCACGAGGAGGAGGUUUCCAGCAGCGAAUAG